CAAACAACCGACGUGCACGAAAUCUUCCUGUUUCUUCUCCCCUCUUACUCUCUUUCCGCAACCGCGCAACACCCGUCUCUAUCGCAACCACCAUCCUCUUCCUCUUCCUCUUCCUCCUCGUCCCCGUCCUCUUGAACUACCCCUCCGACCCAGCCAUGGGAGCCGUCUGCGGAAAAGAAAAAGCCGACCGCUUCUCCUCUCCCGGCCGACCUCUCGGCUCAGCCCCGCCCCAGCCCACGAGCGCCCCGGUUCCGGCAAGGAAAGUCGGCGGUCCACCGCGGCCUCUCGGCGGCGGUGCCCCGCGGCCAUCAACAGCAGACCGCGAGGAGCAGAGAAAAAGAGCCGCCGCAGCCGCAGAAGCCAGAGCGAAAGCGGGCAACAAGGCCAACGGCAAACUGGGUGCACAGCUUGCCCAGCAGAAAAAACAGACUCGCAUCGACACACUCAAUCAGCUUAGUGCGGAGGAGAGAAUGCACCGCGACGCUGAUGCUGCAGCUGAGGCGAGGGCUAAUAACUGAAAAAGUAACCCGAGCCUGCGGAGUCGAUAGGGGCAGAACUAUAUGUCGUCCGAGCGAGGUUUCAUUCCACCCUUGUCAUCAUCAUCGUCGUCGUCAUCUUCUUCCGGUCCCUCUUCUUUUCUCCGGUCAUCUAAUGCUUU
Molecule: messenger RNA, 658 nt
Organism: Sodiomyces alkalinus F11
Lineage: Eukaryota; Fungi; Ascomycota; Sordariomycetes; Glomerellales; Plectosphaerellaceae
Exons: 2
Coding region: 156-518 (120 amino acids)
Source: RefSeq, a predicted model, not a curated record